Messenger RNA from Botrytis cinerea B05.10, 4551 nucleotides. RefSeq names its product Bpk3 (gene Bpk3). NCBI's taxonomy places the organism in Eukaryota, Fungi, Ascomycota, Leotiomycetes, Helotiales, Sclerotiniaceae. Gene Ontology annotation, biological process: autophagy; peptidyl-serine phosphorylation; protein autophosphorylation. The record is from RefSeq and is a predicted model, not a curated record. Gene Ontology annotation, cellular component: cytoplasm; autophagosome. Gene Ontology annotation, molecular function: ATP binding; protein serine/threonine kinase activity. The transcript is spliced from 4 exons. Bases 846 to 3704 code for a protein of 952 amino acids.
GCAUUUCGAUAUCACGAUACUUUGCAACGACAACACGAACAACAGCAAGACUCACCAGAUUACAAUAAAUCUUUCUUCUCUGUCUAUUUAUUUCUUACCUCUCUCUCUCUCCUUACAAAUCACAUUAUUCCCGACUCUCUUACACUGCCUUACUUCGACCGUACUAGGUUCCUCCUACACCUGCCUACCGAUUCACACGCAAUACGCCAUACCUACACAUCCUUACACAAUCAUCAAUAUCAUAUCAUACAUCUUCCUGCUCCGACAUAUAAAUUCCUUCUCAAAAACACUUUACUAGAUUGUACCAAGCCGCCUUCCUACUUUCAAUUGCAAUACCUCAAGAGGAAACGGCUUUUAUCGAAUCAUUAACUUGAGCUCGGCAGAUCUAUCUCCAAACAGCCUUUCGUUAUCCUAACCUCGACAAUAGCCAGCCAACCAGCCAACCGGGUACCAAUAAUCGCUCUCCGCCAUCGAUAUCGUACAACAUACGAGCCGCAUAUCCCUUUCUCCCUUCUGUCUUCUAUCUUUCUGCCGUAUUCCUUGGAGAGACCUUGGCCGUUUCCUUCAAGGCUUGCCAAUAACUACCGAGGGCGCGCAUACAAGCAAGCUCAACUUCGCUACUGUUACCUAACAUAUCUCCAUCGUCGUACAACCUCCUCAUUCUAACCCUUCUAAAUACGUACAACUUCAACCAUCUCUUCAUUUUAUCAAAGCGACCAUAAGUGUGUCGAUGCAGACGAUUAUUCCAUCAAGGAUAUUGCCUCUUUCGAGUCGUUGAGCCGAGGGGAGGAUCUUUCAAGGAACUGAGAAGGAUAUUAUACCUUCCUGAGUAAACAAUCGCAAUCAUGGCGUCAACGACGACCUCAACUUCAUCCUUGUCGUCAAGGCGGCAAAAGACUGGCGUGGGAUCUUUUACUAUCAAUGAGCAAAUUGGUAAAGGGAGUUUUGCCACAGUUUAUCGGGGCACACAUAUGCCCAGUGGAAAUCUCGUGGCGAUAAAGUCCGUAAACCUAUCCAGACUGAAUAAGAAACUCAAAGACAACUUAUAUGUCGAAAUCGAAAUAUUGAAAAGCCUUUACCAUCCUCAUAUCGUUGCCCUCAUUGAUUGCAGAGAAUCUGCCUCGCACAUACAUCUGAUGAUGGAAUAUUGUGAACUGGGGGACUUGUCAUAUUUCAUUAAAAAGAGGGAUAGAUUGGCCGAUAAUCCUACACUUUAUGAUAUGGUUCAGAAAUAUCCUAUGCCAGUCGAAGGCGGACUCAACCAAGUUGUAGUUCGUCACUUUUUCAAACAACUAUCCAGUGCCAUGGAAUUCUUAAGAGAGCGGGACUUCGUACACAGGGAUGUUAAACCACAGAAUUUACUUUUGAUACCAUCACCGGAAUGGAUAGCAAAGAGGGCGAAAGGUGGACCAGAAGCCAUGAAGGCGAGCAAGGAAUCCGUUGUGGCUAUGGUUGGAAUAAAUUCAUUACCGAUGCUUAAAUUGGCAGAUUUUGGAUUUGCUCGAUCCUUACCAUCUACUUCGCUUGCAGAGACUUUGUGCGGUUCACCCCUUUACAUGGCACCCGAAAUUUUACGUUACGAGAAGUAUGAUGCACGAGCUGAUCUCUGGUCUAUUGGAACGGUUCUUUAUGAAAUGAUGACCGGAAGACCUCCUUUCAAAGCAAUAAAUCACGUUCAAUUGUUACAAAAGAUUGAAAAAAAUCAAGAUGAAAUUAGAUUCCCUAGUAGGGGUAUCUACAGCAGAGAUUUGAAAGAUAUUGUGCGACGUCUCCUCAAAAAGAAACCGGAAGAUCGAAUAACCUUUCCAGAAUACUUUGCUCACCCCGUCGUGACCGAACCAAUUCCUGGCCUGGUUGGGGAUGAUCGACCAAAGGAAAAAUCUCCGGAAACUUCAAUUGUUCGCCAGCCAUCUUUGAGAGAUCGUCAACGUGAAAGUCCAACUGUCAAGCAUAUUGACACGGCAUAUGAAUCAUUGAUUACUAGAGACAUUGGGGAGCAAUCUCCAAGAACUCCUAAUAUAGAAUCCAAUCAACCUUUUGGAACACCAGGUCGUAGCUCGGGUCGUCCUGACUCCAGAGAUCGACCUUCUCCAGUUUCUGCUGCAACUGCUCCAAAUGUGGAUACCUUGCCACGACAAAGAGAUCGCAAGGAUCGCACGGAACCAAAUUAUGCUCCUAUUGUAAGAACUGGGUCCACGAAACAACGUUACGAUGAGCAAGCGAAUUUGCAACCCAAAAAUGAAGUUCAAUCGAGUAAUUCCAUAACUGAAGCCGAGCAAGAUGUUCGCGAUGCUAGAGAAUAUGUUCUCGUUGAGAAGAAAGCUGUUGAAGUAAAUGCUUUUGCUGAUGAGAUGGCUGCAAACCCACGACUUGGACGUGCUAAUUCAGCACCUAAACAAUUGCCCAGAAGACAUACAUCAAUGGGAGAACCAAAUUCGACAACAGGAGCUGUAGCUGUACCACCUUCACGUAUAGUUCAAAGAGCGUCAGGAAGAGCCCAGCCUGAUACAUCAUCCGCCAGAAAUUCAUAUGGUUCUUAUGGUAAAACUGGUAGUAGUCCAUCAACUGCUUCAGCUAUAGCUAAAGCACUCCAAGGCGCGAGCGUCAGGGUAUUUGGAGUUUCUUGGUCACCAACCCUCAUUGGAAAAGGUCCAUCUCCACCACAAUUAUACAAUCCUUAUCCCGCUUAUCCUACACCUAAUGCUGGGUUGAUUGGAGAUGGUCGACCUAUUGAUGAGGACCAAAGAGUUGUUAAUAUCAUUGAGGAUUCUGCAACUCGAAGUGAUGUUGUUUAUGGAUUUGCUGAAGUCAAAUAUCGACAGCUUAUUCCUUUAGCACCUUCUAUGAAUCAUGGCCUAGGAGGUCCAAAUCCAGAAAGAACAGGUGAUGCUAUGGAUGAAGAUGAUGGUCUAACCGUGGAGGCUAUUGUCAACUUAUCCGAAGAAGCACUUGUGUUAUAUGUCAAGUCAUUAUCACUUCUUUCAAAAUCUAUGGAUAUUGCAGGAGCUUGGUGGUCACGAAAGCAACGUGGUGGAAUUGUUAGUGGAGGUCACACUCCAGGAAGUGAUUCAUCUUCAGCAGCUCAAGCAGGAAACCGUAUUAACGGUGCAGUUCAGUGGGUUCGCACCCGAUUCAAUGAAGUUUUAGAGAAAGCAGAACUUGUUCGACUCAAAUUGGUCGAGGCUCAAAAAAGACUCCCCGAGGAUCAUCCAGGACACCCGAACAAUCGUUCAACAGCCUCAAGAUUGGUUGGUGGAUCUUCAACUACUGAUGGUGUUGUAUUGAGCUCCGGUAUAACCGCUGAAAAGCUGAUGUAUGAUCGUGCUCUAGAGAUGAGUCGUACAGCAGCUAUCAAUGAGUUGGCAAAUGAAGAUCUCCCUGGUUGUGAAAUUUCAUAUACCACUGCCAUUAGAAUGCUUGAAGCAGUUCUCGAAAAUGAUGAAGAACUUAUUCCUCGAAAGAGAUCAUCAAGUUUACGGGAAGAUAAGGAGAAAUCUGAAGGGGGAGAAGUUAAUGGUAUUAAUUUUGGUGAUAGAAAGGAUGUCUUGAAAGUACUGCAAAUGAUUCGUACUCGUCUUCAAGUCCUCAAGAAGAAGAUGACAGCUAUUGCUAAACAUCAAUCAAUGCCACCUCCAUCAUCAUCUCCACGUCGAAGCUAUAGUGGAGGAACCACUCCUACCAUCAAUAAUACUCCACCGAAAUGAACAAUAUCCAGAUAAGCAAGAAAGCUGGUCUUUCGAUUAGUCAAAUGCAUUAUGAUAACAUGGACGUAAGCGCAAAUGCAUAGUUCGGGCGUCAUUCGAGUUUAGCAACUUUCCAUCUCUUUUCUCAUUCAUUUUAUGCUGAAUUUUUUCUAUGAUUUUUUAGAAAUCUCUGGAUUUUUUUUUUUUGAUUUUUUAAUGUGGAUUUGGUUGUUCUUUCCUUUCUUCUUCUCUUGGACUGGAGUACCUGGACUUGUGCUUUACAUGGAGAUUUCGUUUGAGAGCAGGUGCAUGCGACAUUCACUUCGUAUCACAACCUACUGAUGAUUAUGAUUGAGGGUCGGAAUGGUUAAGAUUGGCGUUUUUUACUUGAUACUAUUAUUUUCAGAGAUUGAGAGCUUGUGAAUGCACAAACCUCCCAGGCUUUUUUUCUUUCUUUCUUUUCUUUUUGCAAUAUUCAAUGGGGUUAGGAUGGGAAGGAGGAUGGAUGGAUUGAUGGUGUUUGAUAGAAACAGACACGCACACGCAAAUGAAUGGAUGGAUUGAAUCAGGCACUCCCUCUCCUCUCUUAUGGGCGUAUUACAUCCAGAUAUUCAUUCGGAUUUGGUGUUUGGGUGGGAUUUGAUUUUACUUAUGGGCUUUUUGCGUUGAAUUUUGGUUGUGUCUAGGAGGACGGUGAGAUGUGUAUGCGUGCAUGGAUUGCAUUGAAUUGCAUCAUAGUAUUUCAGAAGAUACCAUCAUAUCAUAUCAUGACAGGCAGAAAUGGAGGUUGUGGAUAUCAAACGAGGAAGUUGGUCAACUAGCGAGUGAGUAAGCAGUUCAAGAAUGAUUAGGAUUUAAGGAAUCAGGA